Molecule: messenger RNA, 3362 nt
Organism: Gorilla gorilla gorilla (western lowland gorilla)
Lineage: Eukaryota; Metazoa; Chordata; Mammalia; Primates; Hominidae
Gene: HDHD2
Product: haloacid dehalogenase like hydrolase domain containing 2
Exons: 7
Coding region: 1313-2092 (259 amino acids)
Biological process (GO): dephosphorylation
Cellular component (GO): cytoplasm
Molecular function (GO): phosphatase activity
Source: RefSeq, a predicted model, not a curated record
AGGAAGAAGCGCAAUUGGGGCCGGGAGGCAGCAGAUUUUGUGACAGGGUUCGGGAACUACCAGUGGCGCCCCCAGGCCCCCCGUCCUCUCGGGCCGGGCCGUGAGCUCUUGCUCUGUGCGCAUUCCCUGUUUUCCGCGUCGGACCCGCCCUCUUUGCAGUGGCCCCGCGCGUGCGCAUAGCUGGGCGCGAGGCGCUCUGUGGGUCUCUGCGGGGCGGAUCGUGAAGCUAGUGUGUCAGUCAUUCCUCGAAGCGUGCUCUUGGGCUGUAUUUUGGAGCUAGCGUCCCUCCUGGUCAGUUUGGCGUUUUUAAGGCCCUGGUACUUGGUUUAGAACCGAGUGCAGUGACCGGUCUUGAGGCCCCUUCCCAGCCAAGAGAUGGGGGGAUGGAAGUUGAGUUGGUGCUGAAAGAGUUUGUUGUUGGGGCCUUCCAGCUGUGGACACCGGGAUUCAUGAGUUAAUUCACGAUCUUUAUUGAACGCCUAGAUAACACGGUGGGAAAGGCAACACAGUCCCUUAUGCACAGAGCUUAACAGUUUAGUAGGAGAGGCGCGGGCUGGUAACCAGGACAGUGGUAAAUGUAGUAGGACCACAGGUGGCUCCUAGCCUAACUCUGGGAGAAAAGGAGUUGGACCCAGAGGAGGCACGCCAGAGGAAGUGAUGGUUAUCUGAGACUGAGGGCUAAAGGGAUAGGCCAGGAGACGAGGGUGUAGAGGGGCCCGAGUAGUUGCAGACAAAAGUCCCGCAAUGAGGGAGGCAAAGUGUAGAGCUCUUGGCCGCCUGCAGUACCAUGGAACUUGGGUGCUAGUAGAGACAAAUGUGUUGGAGAGGGUAAACUAGGACUCUGUCCACCAGUGUUCAUUGUUCAGACUUUAUCCAGAGGUCAGCGGGGAGUCACUGGAAGAAUUUUAACUGGGGAGUGGCUGAAUAAUACCGUCAUUUAUUGAAUGCCUACAGUGGUUCCAGAAAAGUCUGGAACCAUAUAGGGAAGGAAAGAAAAUUUGUACUUCCCAGGGGUUUUAGGAGGCAUGUUUUGUAGAGCCCCAAUCUCCCAAGGGAAAAUUUGUAUUAAAAUCUCUUGUUGUAAGUAUGCAAGUUUUGAAUAAUAUGCCAUAAUAUAUAUUUAGAUGUUUUCUCAAAUCCUCAAGUUAUACUAAUGCUUCAGAACUUUGCAUCAUGUGUAUCCUGUGAUUUUUAUAGCCCUUGAUAUAUCCAUAAUGUUCCCUCCUUGCUUCUCUCUCCCAGCCCUCCACAUACAUAACCCAACCUUUCUCUGAGCGGGACACAAUUCACAAUUCUUUAUAGGGAAUGAAGGAUGGCAGCACGCCGUGCGUUAAAAGCUGUUUUGGUAGAUCUCAGUGGCACACUUCACAUUGAAGAUGCAGCUGUGCCAGGCGCACAGGAAGCUCUUAAAAGGUUACGUGGUGCUUCUGUAAUCGUUAGGUUUGUGACCAAUACAACCAAAGAGAGCAAGCAAGACCUGUUAGAAAGGUUGAGAAAAUUGGAAUUUGAUAUCUCUGAAGAUGAAAUAUUCACAUCUCUGACUGCAGCCAGAAGUUUACUAGAGCAGAAACAAGUCAGACCCAUGCUGCUAGUUGAUGAUCGGGCACUACCUGAUUUCAAAGGAAUACAAACAAGUGAUCCUAAUGCUGUGGUCAUGGGAUUGGCACCAGAACAUUUUCAUUAUCAAAAUCUGAAUCAAGCAUUCCGGUUACUCCUGGAUGGAGCACCUCUGAUAGCAAUCCACAAAGCCAGGUAUUACAAGAGGAAAGAUGGCUUAGCCCUGGGGCCUGGACCAUUUGUGACUGCUUUAGAGUAUGCCACAGAUACCAAAGCCACAGUCGUGGGGAAACCAGAGAAGACGUUCUUUUUGGAAGCAUUGCGGGGCACUGGCUGUGAACCUGAGGAGGCCGUCAUGAUAGGAGAUGAUUGCAGGGAUGAUGUUGGUGGGGCUCAAGAUGUCGGCAUGCUGGGCAUCUUAGUAAAGACUGGGAAAUAUCGAGCAUCAGAUGAAGAAAAAAUUAAUCCACCUCCUUACUUAACUUGUGAGAGUUUCCCUCAUGCUGUGGACCACAUUCUGCAGCACCUAUUGUGAAGCAACGUGUGCAUCUGAAGCAACUUGAAACGCAGCUUCUUAUUGUCUGGAAUGAAUCCCUUACCAACUCAGUGCCAGCAUCAGUAGACACCAGUCAGUGCUGAUCGCUUUUUAACCCUCUUUUGUUGUGCGUUAAUUAGAAAGAAAGGUAUUGAAUUGCGGCUAGCCAGUAAGCCUUGCUAAUCUCUUUUAUUUUGUAACUGAAGAUGAGACCCAAAGAAAGGGAAAGCUGAGAUUUUGUGCCAUUCCUUUUAAAAUAUUCAUCAGCUUAGGCGGGGCUGUGGGGGAAAAGCUACCACAGGGAAGAGUGUUUUCUGCUGUCUCUUCACUGGAAAACGGAGGGGGGAUUUCAGACUGUGAAGAAAGUUGAAUGGUGGUUUUUAAAUUAUAAAGAAAUGUAUUAAAAGGUGCAUUAGGCUGUAGUUCUAAUAUUGAGUUCAACUGUGAAAUCCAUCAGAUGUGCCAAAUGGAGAAGACAGAAAGCAACAAAGUGAAUUGUUCUUUAGCCCAAGUGAUACAGUGAAUUUGCUUUAACAGAUGUUGAAAACUAAAUUUUCUACUGUAUUCCCAGCACGGGUGACUUCUUUUUCUCUUCAUUAGCCAGAGAUGACUAAUUUAAAUUUAGAACCAGAUUUUAAUUUAAAUUAAUAUUUCCAUUAAUAACCUAUUCAUUGCAGAUACCUAUUAUACUGUGUAAUAGUUGUUUUGGAAAUUUUAUGUAAAAUUAAAACUAUCAGUAUUUUACAGAUGUUUUAAUUAGACAUUGUUAUUAACAGGAACAGUGCAGAAACUAGAAUCAAGCCUUAUAAUAUCUUAUAGACCAUGCAUUUUUGAAGUUAGUGUCCACUAGGGUCCUAUUAACUGUACAUUUGCAAGAUUUCAUUAUUUUUGCCUCUGACACUAUGGGAAAAAUUUUUUAGAAGCUAUUGGGACAGAUUCAAGCUUUUAUGCACUUGGUUACUACAGCUGUAAAAUGAAAUCUCGUCUUGUAGCAUGGAUUAUUCUUCUCAUGUUAAACCCACCAAAAUGAAGGGGACUAAAUAGGUAAUGAUUUUCCUAGUGCAUUUGCAUACUGUGAUAAUCCUGGGCCUUGCAAUAGUUUUACAGGGCUCUUGGGCAUUGAAUUAUUAGGAUGUAAUUGUACAUCAUUGUAGUGUUCACCUUAUUGAAGCUCACUCUGAUGUUAAUGAGCUUCGGGUUUUGAUGCUUGUUUAGAGAUCAGCAGUCUUGGAUGGGAGGGAACAAAGCUAAAUAAAUGUUAGUUUGGUGA